Molecule: messenger RNA, 2563 nt
Organism: Salarias fasciatus (jewelled blenny)
Lineage: Eukaryota; Metazoa; Chordata; Actinopteri; Blenniiformes; Blenniidae
Product: leucine-rich repeat neuronal protein 1
Exons: 13
Coding region: 92-2503 (803 amino acids)
Molecular function (GO): protein binding
Source: RefSeq, a predicted model, not a curated record
GCACGAGAAGCAGGUGCAAGUGUUUCUGUUGCCUGCUGACCUGCUGGAAAGAAGUCAAUCAUUCAAGCUAAUUCAUCACACCCAGUGCAUCAUGGGAGCUGUAGUCGUCUCCCUGCUGCUCAUCUCUCUGCUGACAGUAUCAGUGUGGGGAUCGGGCGUGUCCAGCCAAGGUGGCGCUGUGCUGUGUCCUCUGCAGUGUGUGUGUGAGACGCGGCCCUGGUACACUCCUCAGUCUGUGUAUCACCAGGCCCGAACUGUCGACUGCAACGAGCUGCACCUGCAGAGAGUACCGGCUAACGUCUCCAUGGACACGCAGGUGCUUCUCCUGCAGAGCAACAACAUCUCCUCCAUCACCACCGAGCUGCAGAGUCUGACCAACCUGACGGAGCUGGACCUGUCGCAGAACCACUUCACUCAGGUGAGCUCCAUGGGUCUGUCCUCUCUGGGUCGCCUCGUCACCCUGUACCUGGAGGAGAACCACAUCGAGGAGUUAGAGGACUUCAGUCUGAGAAACCUCUCCAGUCUGGAGGAGCUCUACAUCAACCACAACCAAAUCUCCUCCAUCGGACCCAAAGCCUUCGCUGGACUCUUCAACCUGUUGAGGCUCCACCUGAACUCCAACCGUUUGGUGGCCAUCGACAGUCGCUGGUUCGAGUCCCUGCCGUCCCUGGAGAUCCUGAUGAUUGGGGAGAACCCCAUCCUCGGUCUAGAGGAGAAGAACUUCCUCCCUUUGUCCCGCCUCCACAGCCUGGUCCUGGCUGGGAUGGGACUGUCCUCUGUACCCUCAGCUGCCUUUGUGGGUCUUGACUACCUGGAGAGCCUGUCUUUCUAUGACAACAAGCUCAGGUCGGUUCCUCGUGAUGCACUCAGCGUUCUCCCAAACCUGAAGUUCCUGGACCUGAACAGAAACCCCAUCAGCCGAAUCCAGCAGGGGGAUUUCCAAAACCUUCAGCACCUGGAGGAGCUUAGUUUGAACAACAUGGAGGAGCUGCUGAUGGUGGAGCACGGGGCUUUCCAGAACCUUCCAGAAAUCGCCAAACUAGAGCUCUGCAACAAUCCACAACUGUCCUACAUCGAUCCUCAGGCCUUCAGUGACCUGGCCUCCCUCCGGACGCUGCUGCUCCACAGUAACCAGCUGGGCCUGGUCUCCGGAGACCUGCUGUCCUCCCUGUCCUCCCUGGAGGAGCUGUCCCUGCACUCCAACCCGCUGCGCUGCGACUGCCUGUCCUCCUGGGGCCCGCACCUCGGCAACCAGUCGCACCUGAAGCUGCUGGAGUCCUCCGUCACGCUCUGCUCCUCCCCGCCGGGCCUGAUCGGUCGAGAGCUGCAGGAGGUGGUGGCGGCGGGGUGGGGCGGGGGCGGAGUCAACAGCUGCCUGCCGCACAUCUCGUCUCACGCCUUCCCGCCGGCCAUGAACGUCAGCGCCGGGCAGCCGAUCACGCUGGAGUGCUGGGCGGACGCUGACCCUGCCCCCCAGUUUUACUGGGUGACGCCCACAGGGGACAAGGUGAGCUCGGAGGCGGUGGCUGCGCCGAUGAUCUCAGAGGAGGGGCGUGGCCUCAGCAGAAGGAAGAAGAAGCACCGUGUGUCGGAGCCCGGAGCGCUGGUGAUCGAACACGCCGAGCCGUCGGACACAGGUGUGUACACCUGUGUGGCCUGGACCGCCGAGGGAGCCGACACCAAGAGCGUCUCCGUGUUCGUGGACUCACAGGGGGGCGGCUGGAGGGGCGGCGAGGCCCGGCUGGGGAACUCCUCCAGCACCGGCGCCUCUCUGGUGGUGCUCGCAAAGGUGGUUCACGCUCAGUCGGUGGUUCUGGAGUGGAGGUUGUAUCCCAGUAGAAGAGCUCCGUCGGGGGAUCAGACCCAGCCCGACGCCCCCCUCGCCCUCCCCCGGUGGACCAGCGCCACCGUCCACAUCGACAACCCGCAGAUCAGCUACACGGCGAAGGUCCCGGUGGAUGUUCAGGAGUAUAAUCUGACUCACCUCCUCCCCGCCACGGAAUACCACGUCUGCCUCACCGUCUCCUCCUCUCCCCCCUCCCCCGUCCUGCCGUCCUCCUCCCCCGGCCCGGCCCCGCCCCCCGCCUCCUCCCCCUCCGCCCCCGUCCACACCUCCUGCCUGAACGUCACCACCAAGGAGGCGGGCUUCUCGGUGGAGCUGGUGGCGUCGCGGCGCAGCAGCGUGGCGCUGGCGGCCGUCAUGGGCUCCAUGUUCGCGCUGUCCAUCAUGGCGCUGCUGGUGGUCUACAUGGGGCGCCGCGUGCAGCAGCACAAGUCCUGCGGCCACUCGCUCAAGAAGUACAUGCAGCACGCCACCGCCAUCCACCUCAAUGAGCUGUACCCGCCGCUCAUCACGCUGUGGGAGAGCGAGGUCGAGAAGGACAAGGACGACAAGGACGAGGAGGAGGAGCGGGGCGGCGGGGCGGCGGGCGGAGGCCGGGGGGACGAGGGGGCGGCGGGGGGCGGCGGCCAGAUCGACACCACCAAGACAUACAUGUGGUAGCCGGAGGACGGGCCAGGUCGGAACCCACUGACGCCCGAGGAGGGAGGAGCCUGACGGACA